This is a messenger RNA of Wasmannia auropunctata (little fire ant), 593 nucleotides long. RefSeq names its product fatty acid synthase-like. The record is from RefSeq and is a predicted model, not a curated record. Gene Ontology annotation, biological process: fatty acid biosynthetic process. The transcript has 2 exons. Gene Ontology annotation, molecular function: fatty acid synthase activity; oxidoreductase activity. The annotation marks the transcript as partial. Lineage: Eukaryota; Metazoa; Arthropoda; Insecta; Hymenoptera; Formicidae.
ACUACCGUAGGCACGAGUGAUAAACGGAACUUUAUUAAGCAAAUGUUUCCGGCUAUUUUGGAUGAGCAUAUUGGAAAUUCUCGAGAUACUAGUUUUGAACAAAUGAUAAUGCAGCAAACGAAAGGUCGCGGCGUCGACAUCGUCUUAAAUUCAUUGGCUGAAGAAAAAUUACCUGCGUCUGUUCGUUGUUUGGCGCAAAACGGUCAUUUUUUGGAGAUCGGCAAAUUUGAUCUUGUUUCUAACAAUCCUCUAGGUAUGUCAGCGUUUCAGAAAGGUAUUAGUUUUCAUGGAAUUCAACUCGAUAAUAUGUUCACUGGAGACAAUCUCAUGUAUAAAUCUCUGUUAUCAAAAAUGGUAACCGAUGGUCUUAAUAAUGGAACUGUAAAACCACUCCAAGUAAAAAUUUUUCCAAAAACAGAUAUCGAAGAAGCUUUUAGAUAUAUGGCAAGUGGAAAACAUAUGGGAAAAAUAAUUAUAAAUAUCCAAGAAAAGGAUAAACCUUUAGACAAUCACAUUCUCGCAUAUCGUCGCUAUUAUUGUCACAAGGAUAAAAGUUACAUUAUACUAGGCGGACUAGGUGGAUUUGGCUUAGA